This is a messenger RNA of Nelumbo nucifera (sacred lotus), 2118 nucleotides long. Its product is annotated as 65-kDa microtubule-associated protein 5-like. Gene Ontology annotation, cellular component: spindle; cytoplasm. Gene Ontology annotation, biological process: microtubule cytoskeleton organization. The record is from RefSeq and is a predicted model, not a curated record. Lineage: Eukaryota; Viridiplantae; Streptophyta; Magnoliopsida; Proteales; Nelumbonaceae. Gene Ontology annotation, molecular function: microtubule binding.
CUCUUUUCUUUAUUUAACGUUAAAGAAUCCUGUAAUUGUUCUUUCUUCGUGAACAUUGCUGCAGUUCUUCUCAGAUCCCAAAAUAGAAUAAGAGGAGAAAAGGAGGAAUACUAGGUUCCAGUUUCUAGGGUUUUAUUCUUUUUGCUUAUUCGACUGUUUCUGUCAUGGCUGCCCUGGAAAUGGCGGGCAUUCCUUCAAUUUCAGAGACGACGUGCGGUUCUCUCCUCCAGAAAUUGCAGGAAAUUUGGGACGAAAUUGGAGAAAGCGAUAGUGACAGGGACAGAAUGCUUCUGCAACUUGAACAAGAAUGCCUUGAUGUAUACAGGAGGAAGGUAGAUAAAGCUAGCAAGUAUAAGGCUGACUUGCAACAGACAUUGGCCGAGGCCGAAGGUGAAGUUGCCAGCCUCAUUUCUGCCCUUGGAGAAAGGGCUGCCUUUUCAGGAUCUGAGAGGGAAAAGUGCCCUUUGAAGCAGCAGAUAUCCACAGUAAAACCUCUGCUGGAGGACUUGAGGAAGAAGAAAGAAGACAGGGUAAAGGAGUUUUGGGACGUCCAGUCACAGAUUGUUCAGAUAUGUGCGGAAAUAGCAGGCAACAUCCAUCUCAGUAAGUCUGCUGACCCCCAAGUAGAUGAGCGGGACUUGACAGUGAAAAAGCUGGAAGAUCUGAAGUCACACCACCAGGAGCUUCAGAAAGAAAAGAGUCUCCGAUUAGAGAAGGUUAACAGUCAUGUUAACUCUAUUCGUGAAUUGUCAGCCAUAAUGUCAAUUGAUUUCAUUAAGACAGUGAAUGAGGUUCAUCCGAGCUUGGGUGGUCCUGCAAAUGGCCAACUCCAGAGCAUUAGUAACGAUACCCUUGCUAGGUUGACUGCAACAGUUAAUUCGCUGAUGCAAGAGAAACAGAAACGACUACAAAAGCUUCAAGAUCUUGGGAGUACACUCAUAGAGUUAUGGAACCUCAUGGAUACACCUACCGUUGAGCAAAAAAGAUUUGAUCAUGUUACCUGCCUGAUUUCUGCAUCUGUGAAUGAGGUCGCAAUGCAAGGAAGCCUUGCCAUGAACAUCAUUGAGCAGGCUGAAGGUGAAGUGGAACAACUGAAUCUUCUGAAAGCCAGUAAGAUGAAGGAACUUGUCUUGAAGAAGCAACACGAACUUGAACAAAUCUACAAGGCAGUCCAUAUGGAUGUAGAUAGUGAUACAGCACGGCAAAUUCUCAUCAGUUUUAUAGAUUCUGGGAAUAUUGAUCUGUCUGAACUGCUUUCUAGCAUGGAUGAUCAGAUAGCGAAGGCUAAGGAGCAAGCUUUAAGUAGAAAAGAAAUUUUGGACAAAGUGGAGAAAUGGAAAUUUGCAUCCGAGGAGGAAAGCUGGCUUGAUGACUAUGAAAGAGAUCAAAAUCGUUAUAGUGCUGGAAGAGGAGCACACAUAAAUCUGAAACGUGCAGAGAAAGCACGGAUACUGGUCGGCAAAAUACCAUCCCUUGUGGAGAAUUUGACUGCAAAGGUAAAUGCUUGGGAACAAGAGAUGGGAAUCCCGUUUUUGUAUGACAAGGUGCCCUUGUUACAGACACUGGAGGAAUAUAUUGUACUUCGGCAGGAGAGAGAAGAGGGGAAACGCAGAUCUCGGGAGCAGAAACGAUUGCAAGAGCAGCUUGCAGCAGAACAGGAGGCACUGUUUGGGUCAAAACCAAGCCCAAUGAGGCCACCUACGCUUAAGAAGCCAUUGGGUCAGAGCACCAAUUCAAACAUAAUGGGUGGAACUCCAACAGGGCGGCGUGCGGUGACUCCAUUGUCCAAGACUGCAAUCUUAGCAGGGAAGGAAAGAAGAGAAAGUGGCAAGGUUGCUGCUGUAAUACCUCUGAACUAUGUUUCUCUUCCAAAGGAUGAUUCAAGCUCUCGCGGUGCUUCAGUUGUUCUAUCUCCUUAAAUACUAUCUGUCUUUGUAGGGACAAUAUUGUUAAAAGCUGAACACUUUGUUGAUGUUCAAUUCUUCUAUUUUUCCAUUGUCAUAUAUCAAUUUCCUGUUCUUCUUCUUAUUUUUCGUCUUUUUACCUAGUGUUCCAUGGGUAUAAAAAUGAAUUCUAGUUUAAGGUUUUGGUAUGUUAUUGUAGACGUUGAUUUCUUUC